This is a messenger RNA of Rhincodon typus (whale shark), 1042 nucleotides long. RefSeq names its product diacylglycerol O-acyltransferase 2-like. The coding region runs from base 167 to 1042 and encodes 291 amino acids. The record is from RefSeq and is a predicted model, not a curated record. Gene Ontology annotation, molecular function: diacylglycerol O-acyltransferase activity. Gene Ontology annotation, cellular component: endoplasmic reticulum membrane. Lineage: Eukaryota; Metazoa; Chordata; Chondrichthyes; Orectolobiformes; Rhincodontidae. Gene Ontology annotation, biological process: triglyceride biosynthetic process. The transcript has 7 exons.
CUCUUCCCUUUUAUCACCUUCCCCCCACCCUUUCGUUUUCUCUCUCCGUCCUUCUCUUUUUUGCAAUCCUGGAGCUCCCUCCAUAACGGCACAGUCUGCAUUCCACACCUUCUCAAGGGGGCAAUUAGGGACAACUUUAAAAAAUUGCUGCCCCAGCCAGCGACCCAUGAUAGAACCAGGAAAGGUAAAUGCUAGCCCCUUGCAGAUGGCCCGAAUGGCUUCCUUUUGUGCUGACGUUAUCUCUGGGAGCCCGGGGCAAAGUGUGAGGUUCAGGGAUGGGCUGAGUAUUCCUCGGAAUGUGUUCCUCGUGGGCAAAUCUAACUGGAUCGACGGCCAGACUGGGACAGAGGGAUUCUCUCAUUCCCCAUCACCUUUAGCAGGCCUGUUGACGAGCUUCGGUGGUGACUGCAGGAUGAUGUUGCGAAGGCUAUUGGAGACCCUCAGUGUGUUUCAGUGGGUUUUAACCUUCCUGCUGUUGGGUGUGUUCGGCAGCCUCCUGACUGUGUACCUCCUUCUCACUCGCUUUUGGCCCAUUGCGGCUCUCUACCUGGCUUGGCUAACGAUCGACAACAAUACCCCCGAAAGAGGAGGUCGGAGGUCACAGUGGGUCAGGAGCUGGGCAGUGUGGAGAUACAUGCGUGACUACUUCCCUGUUUCGAUCGUGAAAAUGGCAGAGCUGGACCCCAAGAGGAACUAUGUUUUCGGCUCGCACCCACAUGGGAUAAUGUGUGUUGGCGCUUUCUGUAACUUCUGCACAGAGGCAACCGGCUUCUCGAGAGUCUUCCCUGGCAUCACCCCUCAUCUCGCCACGCUGUCUGGACUCUUCUGCCUGCCCAUUCUCAGAGACUACCUGCUCAGCGGAGGAGGGUGUUCCGUCAGCAAGUCAAGCCUGGGCCAUAUCCUCUCGCAGCGUGGCAUGGGCAAUGCCGUGGUCAUUGUAGUCGGAGGGGCAGCAGAAUCGAUGGCGGGUGCACCUGGGGUGCACUCUGUCCUACUGAAGAACAGGAAAGGCUUCGUCCGGUUGGCACUGACCCACGGGUAG